Hippocampus comes (tiger tail seahorse) is the source of this 719-nucleotide messenger RNA. RefSeq names its product small ubiquitin like modifier 2. Gene Ontology annotation, molecular function: protein binding. Lineage: Eukaryota; Metazoa; Chordata; Actinopteri; Syngnathiformes; Syngnathidae. The coding region runs from base 96 to 383 and encodes 95 amino acids. The record is from RefSeq and is a predicted model, not a curated record. The transcript is spliced from 4 exons.
GCACGCAGGGUUUGGAAACUUUUAGCGGGAACGAGCACGUGCGCGUUCCCGUGUUCUUUGUGUGGCAGCAAAGAGAAAGCGCCAAAAGAGUGACCAUGGCUGAUGAGAAACCGAAGGAAGGCGUGAAGACUGAAGGUAGUGAACACAUCAACCUGAAGGUGGCAGGCCAGGAUGGCUCCGUCGUGCAGUUCAAGAUCAAAAGACACACUGCGCUCAGCAAACUCAUGAAGGCCUACUGCGACAGACAGGGACUGUCCAUGAGGCAAAUCCGGUUCAGGUUUGAUGGACAGCCAAUAAAUGAGACAGACACGCCAUCACAAUUGGAAAUGGAAGACGAAGACACGAUUGACGUGUUCCAACAACAGACAGGAGGCGUGAUUUAAUCAACCGACCCUUGGUGUCAUCUUUCCUCAUUUAACCGAACCGCAGCCUGGUAUAUACAUCAUUCUCAUCUUGUCCUAUUGAGGUUUAAAUGACUCUGCUGUACAGUAUUUUCAGUCUUGGCCCUGUUACCUCUGUACUAUUUGUACAUAAACCAAUCCAGAUCGAUGUUUCGGAUUUAGGUCGUCAAAUUGGACUGGUUCUCGAAUGAGAACUAUAAGAACUUUGCCAAUCACCAGGCUAGGUCCAGAGUUUUGCUAGUAAAUUGGUUCUCAAUGUGAGCUAUUUUCAAACUGUCUGUGAUGUUCACACUACUUAUAGAAUGUGGUCACAAGGGG